Molecule: messenger RNA, 1280 nt
Organism: Neltuma alba
Lineage: Eukaryota; Viridiplantae; Streptophyta; Magnoliopsida; Fabales; Fabaceae
Product: cocosin 1-like
Exons: 3
Coding region: 1-1038 (345 amino acids)
Molecular function (GO): nutrient reservoir activity
Source: RefSeq, a predicted model, not a curated record
AUGGAGAUGGACUUGACACCCCAGAAGGCCGAAGCCAUGUUUGAGGGAGAUGGUGGAUCUUACUACUUAUGGUCAACUUCUCAAGUUCCUGCUUUAGCCAGCAACAACGUUGGUGCUGGUCUCCUUGUUCUUCAACCUCAAGGCUUUGCUCUUCCUCACUACACAGAUUCUUCUAAAAUUGGCUGUGUUCUUGAAGGGACAGCUGGCAUAGUUGGGAUGGUGCUCCCAAACGCAGGAAAAGAGGUCGUUUUAAAGCUGAAGAAGGGAGAUGUAAUCCCAGUACCUAUAGGAGCACUCUCAUGGUGGUUCAACAGCGGAGAUUCUGAGCUGAUCAUUGUGCUUCUGGGUGAAACAUCUCAGGCUUAUGUUCCUGGCCAGUUCACCUACUUCAUUCUAAGUGGAACUCUAGGAAUUAUGGGAGGCUUUUCCACAGAGGUCAUAACCAAAGCCUACAAUUUGACCAACGAAGAAGCAAACAAGCUCACAAAGAGCCAACAAGGAUCUAUGAUCCUUAAGCUUCAGGAAGGCCUACACAAAAUUCCAGAACCCCAGAUGGACAAGACCAAACAGAUGGUGUACAACAUUGAUUCUGCAAAACCGGACCAUGGGAUCAAAAAUAAUGGAGGAUUAGUCACAACUGUGACUGACUUAGAUCUCCCUUUUGUUGUAGAAGUUGGGCUGCAUGUGAUCAGAGUGAAGCUUGAACCUAAUGCUACUAAGGCACCGCUCUAUCUAACCAUCCCUUCAACUCAAUUGAUUUAUGUUGCUAGAGGAAGUGGGAAGAUUGAGAUUGUGGGGUUCAACGGGAAGCUUGUGUUGGAUUCUAAGGUUGAAGCCGGUCAACUGAUAGUUGUGCCAAAGUUCUUUGUCUCUGCACAGAUUGCUGGUGAAGUUGGAAUGGAGUUCUACUCCAUCGUCACAGCAAAAAGGCCUAUGUUUGAAGAGUUAGCUGGGAAGUCAUCAAUAUGGGAGGCCAUGUCUCAUCAAGUGCAACAAGUGGCUCUCAAUGUGGAUCCUGCAAUUUUAGAGAAGCUUUGAUCUCGUCCAACCUCAAAUCUCCUUCCUCCAACUAAUUAAUCUCUUGUGCUUCAUGUUGCAUCCUACGUACGAACAUGUACGUACGUAUGUAUGUAAUGUUAUUUCUACAACAAGUCUGUAUUGUGCUUUGACUUUCUUUCAUGAAGAGUGAGCAUGCACACAUAGACACAAGUGUGACGAGUCUAAUAGUGUUAAGAUUAAGUUAAAAGAAAAUGGAUGUGUAGAACAUUGAUGCAGUAAGU